Molecule: messenger RNA, 2323 nt
Organism: Medicago truncatula (barrel medic)
Lineage: Eukaryota; Viridiplantae; Streptophyta; Magnoliopsida; Fabales; Fabaceae
Product: very-long-chain aldehyde decarbonylase CER1
Exons: 9
Coding region: 57-2033 (658 amino acids)
Biological process (GO): lipid biosynthetic process
Molecular function (GO): oxidoreductase activity; iron ion binding
Source: RefSeq, a predicted model, not a curated record
UAUUACGUGGCUAAUUUGGCCAUGUGAUUUGGUGUAAUAGUUGGGAGUUAAAAUGCAUGGAUUAUGGUUACAACGUUAGAAAGUUGUCUAUAAAUAAAGUCAUAUGCAUGUACUCCAAAACACACACACACACACAAAAGGAAAACACUUGUGCUUCUACGAUAAUGGCAUCAAGGCCUGGAAUCCUCACUGAUUGGCCAUGGAAGCCUCUUGGAAGCUUUAAGUAUGUGGUACUAGCUCCUUGGGUGAUUCACAGCACAUAUUCUUUGAUAGUGAAGGAUAAGAGUGAAAGGGAUGUAUCUACAUUUCUCAUAUUUCCAUUUUUGCUAUGGCGUGUUCUUCAUAAUCAGAUAUGGAUAUCUCUCUCUCGUUAUAGAACUUCCAAAGGCAACAAUAGAAUUCUUGACAAGGGAAUUGAGUUUGAUCAAGUUGAUAGAGAAAAAGAUUGGGAUGACCAAAUAUUGUUCAAUGGGUUACUAUAUUAUUUGGCAUGCUAUACAUUGGAAGGAGCAUCACGUCUUCCAUUAUGGAGAACUGAUGGAGUGAUUAUUGCAAUAUUGCUUCAUGCUGGAGCAGUUGAAUUUCUUUAUUAUUGGUUACACAGAGCACUUCAUCAUCAUUUCCUCUAUUCUAGAUAUCAUUCUCAUCAUCAUUCUUCCAUUGUUACGGAACCAAUCACCUCUGUCAUUCAUCCAUUUGCUGAACAUAUAUCAUAUUUCCUUCUAUUUGCAAUACCCAAGUUAACCCUUGUCUUCACAAAUAGAGCUUCUAUUGGAGCAAUGGUUGGAUAUGUCACUUAUAUUGAUUUUAUGAAUAACUUGGGUCACUGCAACUUUGAGAUUGUUCCUAAGUGGCUCUUUGAUAUCUUCCCACCUCUCAAGUAUCUCAUGUACACCCCAUCGUUUCACUCAUUGCACCAUACUCAGUUUAGAACAAACUACUCACUCUUCAUGCCACUUUAUGACUACAUUUAUGGAACAAUGGACAAGGCUUCAGAUGAGUUGCAUGAGUCAACAUUAAAAAGAAAGGAAGAGACACCAAAUGUUGUCCACUUAACACAUUUAACAACCCCAGAAUCCAUUUAUCAUCUAAGAUUUGGAUUUGCUGCCUUGGCUUCUAAGCCAUACACAUCUAAGUGGUACCUUUGGUUGAUGUGGCCUUUUACAGCUUGGUCCAUGUUCCUCACAUGGGUCUACGGCCGCACAUUCAUUGUUGAAAGAAACCGUUUUGAUGACAAACUUAACCUUCAAACUUGGGCAAUACCCAAGUACAGUGUUCAGUACUCACGGCAAUGGCAAAAAGUGUCUAUCAACAAAAUGAUUGAGGAAGCAAUACUGGAUGCUGACAAAAAGGGCAUAAAAGUGGUGAGUCUAGGUCUAAUGAAUCAAGAGGAAGAGCUUAACAUCUAUGGAGGCUUAUAUGUUAGUAGGCAUCCAAAGCUUAAUGUUAAGGUUGUAGAUGGUAGUAGCCUUGCUGUUGCAGCUGUUAUUAACAGCAUUCCAAAAGGAACAACUCAAGUAUUACUCAGAGGAAAACUCACCAAAGUUGCUUAUGCUCUUGCCUACACAUUGUGCCAACAAGGAGUUCAGAUAGCUACAAUGAAUGACGAUGAUUAUGUGAAGCUCAAAAAGGCAUUGAUGCACAGCUCUCAUUCAAAUAUUGUCAAUGCAAAAAGUUUCACUCAGAUGAUUUGGUUAGUUGGAGAUGGAUUGACUGAAGAGGAACAGUUGAAGGCACCAAAAGGAACAUUAUUUAUUCCAUACUCACAAUUCCCACCAAAGAAACACCGCAAAGACUGCUUAUACCAUUACACUCCUGCAAUGCUCACUCCCACUUCUAUUGAAAAUGUCCAUUCUUGUGAGGAUUGGUUGCCAAGGAGGGUAAUGAGUGCAUGGCGUGUAGCUGGGAUAGUGCACUGCUUAGAAGAAUGGAAUGAACAUGAGUGUGGCUACAACAUGAUUAACAUGGACAAAGUUUGGCCUUCAGCUCUUAAACAUGGAUUCAAACCUCUCACUGUUCCCCUCAAAAAAUGAGCUCAUUAUUAAUCGAGUAUUGAAGAAAUUAUGUUUGUAAUUUUCCAUGUUGUAAGCUUUCACGAGGGUAUAAGUUAAGUCCCUAGUUAUGUUUAUCUUUCAUAAAAUAAGUAUAUGCUAUAAAUGGAUGCUAUAUAUAGAGAGAACUUUAUAAAAUGUACGUUUAUGUUACUUUUCUACUAUAUUGAAGAAAUUCAUGAGACAUGUAUAAGCAUUAAUGCUUGAAAAAUUCUUCACUGCACAACAAAUUUGGUGCAUAGGCAUAACCAAAUUAAAAUGUUUAGAAGAGA